CAGACAUAAAGGCGGGGACAAAGUUCAACAAAAAAGGUUCCCUGGGAAACAUUUCCAUGAACUGUAGUUAACUCUUCAAUUUACCCACUGAUCAGCACAAGCCAUGUACCAAGUGGUGCCGGGAGGAGCAGGGGGCACAAUUACAGAUGUUAUCCCCAAGCAGAAACACAGCAAGGACACUCGACCCUUAGUUGGAGCUGGAGUGAUCGGCCUGGUGCUGGUAAUUGCAGCAGUGACUGCGUGGUGUUAUUACAUAGCCUCUCUACGCAAAGCUGAGCUGCUUAAGACUCAGCUGCUGGAUCUGAAUAAAGAUGGCUACAUUAUCCGCAACCAGGGAGGGUCUAUUGUUUUCAGAAUGGAUUUCAGGUCAGGGACUCUGGAUUUGGAUUCCUGCACUAAAGAAGGGGAGAUGCUGAGCUGUGGACGCACCACUGAUAGGAAACUCAACUUCUUCAUUGAGACAGUUCGACCUAAGGACACAGUGCAGUGCUAUCGAGUGCGUUGGGAGGAACUGGUUCCUGACAUUCCGGUUGAGCAUGCCAUGACAUACAAGUUCGCACAUUGGUAUGGCGGUGCAGUGUCAGCAAUUCAGCACUGGCCUAUUUCUAUUUCUGGCCAGCAGGCUCCCAAACCCUUUGUUACUAGUGACAUCUACUCAAACCGCAAUGAAUUUGGUGGAAUUUUGGAGAGUUAUUGGCUUUCAUCUAAUGCUACGGCCAUCAAGAUCAAUAAUUCUGUGCCCUUCCACCUGGGCUGGAAUGACACAGAGAAGACCAUGUACUUCCAGGCGCGAUACAAUGACAGUCCCUUCAAGCCAAACCCAGGGGAGGCUCCAUGUGCUGAACUCAGCUACAGAGUCUGCGUGGGCUUGGAUGUGACAUCCAUACACAAGUACAUGGUCCGCAGAUACUUCAACAAACCAAACAAAGUGCCAGCUAAAGUCAUGUUUCGGCAUCCUAUUUGGUCGACUUGGGCAUUACAUAAGACUGACAUUGACCAAGAGAAACUCUUGGCGUAUGCUGCCAACAUCCGUAAGCAUUACUUCAACUGUAGUCCCCUGGAAAUAGAUGACCGCUACACCAGCCGCUAUGGAGAAUUUGAGUUUGACCAAACAAAGUUUCCCAAUGCUUCGGCCAUGUUCCAAAAGCUGAAAUCAGAUGGAUUUCUGGUGUCACUCUGGAUUCACCCUUUUGUUAACUAUGACUCAGAAAACUUCCAUACUUGUGUUGAGAGGGGCCUGUUUGUCAGGGAGCCUACAGGACGGCUACCGGCACUGGUGCGCUGGUGGAAUGGCAUUGGUGGCAUUUUGGAUUUCACAAAUCCUGAAGCCCGUGAUUGGUUUUCCUCCCAGCUACGUUCACUGCGCUCCAGGUAUGGGGUGUCAUCUUUUAAAUUUGAUGCAGGGGAGACCAACUAUUUACCAUGGAAAUUUAGCACAAGAACUCCCAUUCGAGACCCAAGUUUUUUCACAAGACGUUACACGGAAAUGGCUAUUCCCUACAAUGAUCGAGCUGAGCUGCGAAGUGGCUACCAGUCCCAGAACAUAUCCUGCUUCUUCAGACCAAUUGACAGAGACUCUGUGUGGGGCUAUGAGUUGGGUCUCAAAUCCCUUAUCCCCACAGUGCUCACUAUUAGCAUUCUUGGCUAUCAGUUCAUUCUACCAGACAUGAUCGGAGGGAAUGCCUAUCUGAACCGCACAGAUGGAAAUCAUGCAUUACCUGAUCGAGAACUCUAUAUCCGCUGGCUGGAGCUGUCAGCCUUCAUGCCCUCCAUGCAGUUUUCUAUUCCGCCAUGGGAAUACGACAAUGAGGUGGUUGAAAUUGCUCGGAAAUACACAGCUCUCCACGAGAGUAUUGUUGCGCCACGGGUCCUGGAGCUGGCUGGCGAGGUGCUGGAUACCGGGGACCCAAUCAUACGGCCCCUGUGGUGGAUUGCCACAGGUGAUGAGACAGCCUAUAAAAUCGACUCCCAGUUCCUGAUUGGGGAUGACCUCAUGGUAGCCCCAGUUUUAGAGCCUGGAAAGCAAGAGCGUGACAUUUACCUCCCUGCUGGCCGUUGGAGAAGCUACAAGGGAGAGAGAUUUGAUAUCAAGGAGCCACUGCACCUCACAGACUACCCUGUAGACCUGGAUGAAAUUGCUUACUUUGUUUGGGUGUAGCAAAAAGGAAAGGUAAAGCUGAACAUUUGAUUAAUCCAUGCUUCGAUUUGCUUGUGAGACAAGCUUCAUUAAUUGAGCUUUUAUGCUUAAGACAUUGGAUGAAAAGGUUUCCUGGAUCAAAAUAUGAAGACUUCUUAAAUGAAUAUAAAUUUAAGUAACAUAUUACAAAUGUGACCACUCAAAAAUUCUGAAAACCUCAUCUUAGUUUUUAAAGUUCAUUUCAUUUUAGCUAAUAAAUGCGACAUUUAGCAUUAGUUUUGUGGUUUAGUUUUUGUGGUUUCUGCUGGUCAUACCAAACCAAAUAUGGCUGUAACAGCAAAACCCCAGCAUGUAUUAAAGUGAGUAAGGGUGUGUUUAAUGCUUAUGAAUUCAGCUUUUCAUUUGUACAAGGAAGAAUGUGUUAUAUAAUCUUUCAAAAGUUACAUAGUUUCAUUUUAAAGGCUGUACAAGUCACGUAUAUGAAACAUUUGUCAAAAAGGGAAUAUUCAAACUGUGAAUUGAUUAGUGCAUAAUUGCCAUGGUAGGACAUAAAGUUGUUGAGUGUCACAGUACUUUUAGGUUAAUGUAAGCCAAACAAAUUGUAUGAUGGGAGAUUUAUAGAAGGGGUGUUAUUAUUGUCACAAGACAGAUAGCAGGCUACAUAAAACCUUCUACAUCUAUAAAGAAAUCUCAGUUUGACUGAGAUAUCCCACUUUUCCUUUGACACUAAUGACUCCUCUACUCCUCUGCUCCGAGAUACUUCUCAGGAAGUCCGCUUUUAUGCUCCACUUAUCGGGAUGAAUGCUUGAAGUUUUGCUUGAAGUUUAAUCACUACAAAUUGCAUGUGCUCUCAUUUGUGUAACACAGUGUCAUGUAACUUCUCUUGGCCCAGAAGAAGAUGCCUUUUAUUAGACACUAAAUAUUUUAUGCUCUUCCUCAGGUAACAGUUUUCUCAGGCUGUAGUGUGUUUGAAGUGUCUGCUAACUAUCUUUAAUGUGCUUUGUUUACUCUGAAUGCAGCUACUAUAAUGUCUAUAACAUUGACUACCACAUCCGAGGUAAUGAGCAUCUCUUUUAUAAGGUGUUUUGAUUUUUGGAAUUCUGAAACACAAUAACCUAAAUAAUACUGGUUUGUUCUCUUUAUUCCUACUUGGUAUGCAGUAUGGGAUUUCACAGAUGUUGUGAAUUUAGCAACAUUUAAUUAUCAAAUUAAAUGGUACAGUGCGUUAUCACACCUUGUGUUUUGUUAAUGUGAGUAUUUUGUAACCACAGUGCCAUGUGUUAAUAAUUACUGCCACAUAAUAUGUGAUUUGUUGUUUUGCUCUACCUUGAUUAUUGUCAUAUUGUUACAUAUUGCACAUUUAUUAUGUAAUAUAAUCGGUGAGUUAACCCUUCAUGGGCAGUAGCAUGGUCAACAGUGUACCACAGAACCUUACCUCUUAACCUUUUCUUUAAAGUUCCACUAUGUACCUGAAAAUGUCUAAAAGGCAUUUUUUCAUAGUUCUAGAAAAAAAGUACAAGUACAUUGGUAAAAUCUAACUUGGUAUCUAGAGUCCAUACUGAUGAUUAAUUAGUUGAUCUAAUCAAACUCGGGGUAAAACAGCAAGAAUUAUAUCUUCAAUGUCUUCAAUGAUUUUUUUUCACUUUUUCUGAAUCCCAGACCAAAAUGAAAAUUAUUGCAUUUAAUGAUCUCUGUUUCUGACUUCCUGUAGUUCCAGGUACUUUUUUUUUUUUAAUUUGAUGAGAUGGAUUCUGAGGAGUUUUUAAGCUGCAAUUUUCAUUGUGUUUUUGGGAAGUAAAAGAAAUGAAAUGUCCACUUUC
Messenger RNA from Seriola dumerili (greater amberjack), 3957 nucleotides. RefSeq lists its product as uncharacterized. The transcript has 2 exons. NCBI's taxonomy places the organism in Eukaryota, Metazoa, Chordata, Actinopteri, Carangiformes, Carangidae. The record is from RefSeq and is a predicted model, not a curated record. Gene Ontology annotation, molecular function: hydrolase activity, hydrolyzing O-glycosyl compounds. Gene Ontology annotation, biological process: carbohydrate metabolic process; skeletal muscle fiber development. Bases 104 to 2158 code for a protein of 684 amino acids.